Molecule: messenger RNA, 1129 nt
Organism: Arachis stenosperma
Lineage: Eukaryota; Viridiplantae; Streptophyta; Magnoliopsida; Fabales; Fabaceae
Exons: 2
Coding region: 186-1124 (312 amino acids)
Source: RefSeq, a predicted model, not a curated record
AAUGGCCUGUUCGCUUCAGCGAGGUUCAAUCUUCCUCUUCAACUAUCGACCCAAAAAAAAAAAAAAUCUUCCUCUUCAACUAACUUCAUCCCAUAAUCCUACCUCAACCACCGUCACCAAACCCCACUUCCUUUGUUUUCCUCUUUCUUCCCAAUCUCACCAACUUCUACCACCUCCUCUAUGUCAUGGACCUGCAUCCCGAAACCGCAACGACCUCCUCUCCCACCUUCGCUUCCAUCGGCCGCAGGAGCCUCAAGGACAUGUCCAUUUCCGAGCUCAUUUCCGUUCUGCGCGCCGAUUUCGACACCGUUGAAGAGGUUUUGUUGGCCACAGACGCCAAACACAAAGCUGAGAUCAGUCCACUUUAUGAAAAGAUCGAAUUAGAGAGGCUAACGAGGCUUCGACUGGAAUCGGAGCUGAAGACGAAGCAGGAGGAGCAGCGUUGUCACAAGUGUGAGAGAAUACAAGAGGGUUACGAAAUGUUGCUUAAGGAAGUGAAGAAGAGCGGGUUGACUGAUUAUAAGAACAAUGCUAUUAUUGAAGAAUUAAGGAACACGAAUCGAGAGUUGGAGAUUCAAAAUAACAAAGCAACUGAUGAAUUGGCUACGAUUAGGAUCAGAUGCAGUCAAUUGGAGAAUGCAAGGAUUGUGAGUUUGGCUACCAUUGAGAAGCUUAGGGUUGAGAAUUGCAAAUUGAGAAAGGAAUUGAAUAAAGGGGUUAAUUUUGUAGUCAAAGAUGAACAAGACAAGGAAUUCAAUGAAAUGGAUGUUUGCGGUUCUGCCUCUUUGCAAAGAAUUAAAGACAUUGGUCAAAGCCAAUCUUCAUCAGGUGGACUGUUCUUUAAAGUGUUGGAUAUGGAUUCAUGCAACAAUGUGUCAGGGGAUGCUGCAUUUGAAGCUGUUGCUGAGGUUUACUCAGAAAGUGAUGACGAUGGACAUUUAGAACCAGUUCCUAGAAUGGAGUUUGAUUCCUUAGAAGCUGUUCAGACAUUUUACAAGAGGUAUGCCAGGCUAAUUGGUUUUGGUUGGAAGAUCAGGACCUCGAAAAAAGGGUUUGAUGGGAGACCAAAUUAUGUGGUACUUGCAUGCACUCGUGGGGAUCGCCGUGUAUCUAGUGUUGACUAGAUCAA